UCAGCUGAUGUUACUCGUAGAGGAGUAGCCUACCUGUCAAAUUUGACAGGUGGGCCACGCCUCUCGCCGUCACUCUGCCGCUUGAGUACGCUGUCCCAGGUUGUGGAAAGCAUGUAGGCCCCCUCGUCCCGGUUCAUUGUUGUUUGCGCUCGUUUUCUGAUCUCCACUGCCUCCAUUAUCCAGCGCUGCUAUUGGCUGACCUGUCAAAUUUGACAGGUAGGCUACGCCUCUACGAGUAACAUCAGCUGAUAGACACGUCACACACCACCUAGUGACACCUCUGAUGAAGGCGGAAGCAUACCGCCGAAACAUGUAAGGAAGCAAAAGUUUUUCCAGUCAAUAUUUGCACGGAGUGGAUUUUUUUCAGCCCACAGCCGUCCCAUGGGCUUCAGGAGAAAACACACAUGAGAGGAUCUGUGACUGUCCGUGCUGCAUACUUGACUUCUGCUCUUGCUGUGCUUGGCUGAAAGAUGGCUCGGCAGAGCAGAGCACCUUUCCUCAUGUCUCUCUCUGUCCUGCUGCUUGUCUGUGACUGUCACCCUCGCAUCGUUGUGGAUUCAAUGCCUGAGUCCAACAAUGCCUCGUGGAAAGGCUCAGACAGUGCAGCAGAGGUGGCAGGCUAUGUUGAUGUGGCCAAGCGGAUCAUUGACCUGGCCUUGUUCGGAGCUGCCCAGAACCGUUCCUACAGACGGCUGGCCGACUUCACUGACACCAUAGGGAACCGCGUCAGUGGCUCAAAAAACCUCGAGAAGGCCAUCAACUACAUGUAUGAUGCUAUGAGACAGGACGGGCUGGACGUACAUCUGGAGCCAGUCAAGAUCCCCCACUGGGUGAGAGGAGAGGAGAGCGCAGAGAUGAUUGAGCCCAGACCCAAACAUCUGGCUAUGCUUGGACUGGGCAGCAGCGUCGGGACCCCACCUGAAGGUAUCACGGCUGAGGUAUUGGUGGUCCAGUCAUUUGAGGAGCUGAAGCGUAGAGCCGGCGAGGCCGCAGGGAAGAUUGUGGUCUUUAACCAGCCGUUUGUCAGCUACUCUGAGACAGUGGCUUAUCGGGCGUUUGGUGCCUCCGAGGCUGCCAAAGUUGGAGCUUUAGCCACACUCAUCAGAUCCAUCACUCCAUUCUCGAUCAACAGUCCCCACACAGGCUGGCAGGACUACCAAAAUGGGGUGAAGCAGAUUCCCACAGCCUGUAUCACAGUGGAGGACGCAGAGCUGAUGGCUCGCAUGGCGCAGAGGGGACAGAGGAUCGUGGUCAGGCUCACCAUGGGGGCCAAGACUCUGCCGGAUGCCGACUCCUUCAACACUGUGGCUGAGAUUAAAGGCUGGCAGCACCCUGAGCAGGUUGUCUUGCUGAGUGGACAUUUGGACAGCUGGGAUGUGGGCCAGGGCGCCAUGGACGAUGGAGGAGGAGCCAUGAUUUCCUGGGAGGCCCUCUCACUCAUCAAAGACCUACGUUUGCGUCCAAGGAGAACUCUGAGAGUGGUGCUGUGGACGGCUGAGGAGCAGGGCGGGGUCGGAGCACAGCAAUACUAUAAUCUGCACAAGGUGAAUGUGUCCAACUUUGACCUGGUCAUGGAAUCGGACUUGGGGACGUUCACUCCGCUGGCUCUGCAGUUCACUGGCAGCGACGCAGCACGGAUGGUGAUGGAGGAAGUGGUCAAACUGCUGGCUCCCAUUAAUGUGACCCGCCUGGAGUCACAUGGAGAGGGGACAGACAUCUCACCCUGGAUGGAAACAGGUGUACCAGGUGCCAGCCUCCAUGUGGCGGACGAUAGGUAUUUUUGGUUUCACCACACUGAGGGUGACACCAUGACCGUUCAGGACCCUCGGGAGAUGGACCUCUGCUCGGCAUUGUGGGCCGUGGUCGCUUAUGUUGUUGCAGACCUGCAGGAAAUGCUCCCCAGAUAGCCAAUCAGCACCCAGGAUGCUGGCCAUGUGGUGAUUUGUGAGGCACGCUGAUGAAGUGAGGCCGGAUGCACUUGGGCUGAACUUUUAGUUGAAUUUCUCAUGAAGCUUUCAAAUCCUCUUUUAUAGAACUGCUUCAGAAUGAGUGGUGAGACAUUAGAAAACGACUUUAUUUAUAUUGUGAAAUCACUGAACUGAAAAUUAAUCAUCAUCAUGCUUUCUUUCUUGCAAUCAUGAAUGUUUAAGAUGGAUAUUACACAACUACGAAAGGAUGACUGUCACGAAAGACAAUAAAAGCCUUGUCUAAUGUGGU
This is a messenger RNA of Myripristis murdjan (pinecone soldierfish), 2217 nucleotides long. RefSeq names its product carboxypeptidase Q. The transcript is spliced from 12 exons. The record is from RefSeq and is a predicted model, not a curated record. Bases 471 to 1907 code for a protein of 478 amino acids. Gene Ontology annotation, biological process: peptide catabolic process; proteolysis. Lineage: Eukaryota; Metazoa; Chordata; Actinopteri; Holocentriformes; Holocentridae. Gene Ontology annotation, molecular function: metallodipeptidase activity.